Argentina anserina (silverweed cinquefoil) is the source of this 2171-nucleotide messenger RNA. Its product is annotated as indole-3-acetic acid-amido synthetase GH3.6. Gene Ontology annotation, cellular component: cytoplasm. Lineage: Eukaryota; Viridiplantae; Streptophyta; Magnoliopsida; Rosales; Rosaceae. Gene Ontology annotation, molecular function: indole-3-acetic acid amido synthetase activity. The transcript has 3 exons. The record is from RefSeq and is a predicted model, not a curated record. The coding region runs from base 120 to 1940 and encodes 606 amino acids.
ACAACAACCAUCUCCAUCGCCCUCCCUUCUAUCUCUCUCUGUCCUUCGAUCUCAUACACUUUCAAACCCAUCUCUUUCUUUCUUUCUCUCUCGCUGUUUUGGUUGAGUCCAAAAAAACCAUGCCUGAAGCUCCAAAAAACUCUCUGAAACACCAGAACGAGAAGGCUCUUAAGUUCAUCGAGAGCGUCACGGAAAACGCUGAUGAGGUUCAGAAGCGUGUUCUGAGCGAGAUCCUAGCUGCAAAUGCUCAUGUUGAGUAUCUACAGCGCCACGGCCUCAAUGGCCACACUGACCGUGAGACUUUCAAGAAGCUCGUGCCUGUGAUCACCUACGAUCAUAUCCAGCCGGACAUCAACCGUAUAGCAAAUGGCGACACUUCCCAAAUUCUCUGCUCGAAACCGAUCUCGGAAUUCUUGACAAGCUCUGGGACUUCUGGAGGUGAGAGGAAACUGAUGCCAACAAUUGAAGAAGAGCUGGAGAGGAGGUCACUGCUCUAUAGCCUAUUGAUGCCUGUGAUGAGCCAAUACGUGCCUGGACUUGAAACCGGGAAGGGAAUGUACUUUUUGUUCGUAAAAUCUGAGGCCAAAACUCCUGGGGGCCUUGUGGCUCGUCCAGUUCUCACUAGCUAUUACAAAAGCUCUCAUUUCAAACAAAGGCCUUAUGACCCUUACACAAACUACACCUCCCCAAAUGAGACCAUCCUCUGCCCUGACUCCUACCAAAGCAUGUACUCCCAAUUGCUCUGUGGCCUCUGCCAGAACAAAGAGGUCCUCCGGGUUGGCGCUGUUUUCGCCUCCGGAUUUAUCCGAGCCAUUCGCUUUCUCGAGAAGCAUUGGACAAUUUUGUGCAAGGAUAUCGAAUCCGGGACUCUUAACAACCAAAUCACCGACCCAUCUGUUCGAGAAUCGGUGUCGAAAAUCCUCAAACCAGACCCGAAGCUAGCUGGUUUCACUGCCACUGAGUGUGGGAAGAAAUCAUGGCAGGGGAUCAUAACUAGGCUGUGGCCUAACACAAAGUACGUGGAUGUUAUAGUGACUGGCACUAUGUCACAGUACAUACCUACUUUGGAUUACUACAGCAAUGGGCUUCCUCUGGUUUGCACCAUGUAUGCUUCCUCUGAGUGCUAUUUUGGGGUCAAUCUUAACCCAAUGUGCAAACCCAAUGAGGUUGCUUACACCCUCAUUCCCACUAUGUGCUACUUCGAGUUCCUCCCUGUUAACAGAAACAAUGUCAACUCGGAUUCAGCCUCUGCACCCGAAUCGCUUAGUGAGAAGGAGCAGCAACAGCUGGUGGAUCUUGCUGAUGUGAAGCUAGGCCAAGAAUAUGAGCUUGUUGUCACAACCUAUGCUGGACUUUACCGCUACAGAGUUGGUGAUUUGCUGAGGGUGGCAGGGUUCAAGAACAAGGCUCCACAAUUCAACUUCAUAUGCAGGAAAAAUGUGGUGCUAAGCAUUGAUUCGGACAAGACUGAUGAGGUUGAGCUCCAAAAUGCUGUGAAGAAUGCUGCGACACAUUUGGUUCCAUUUGAUGCAACUGUGGGAGAGUACACUAGCUAUGCUGACACUACAUCAAUUCCAGGCCACUAUGUGCUCUUUUGGGAGCUCAGCCUAAAUGGCUCAACUGCAAUCCCACCCUCAGUGUUUGAGGACUGCUGCUUGGCCAUCGAGGAGUCACUCAACAGCGUCUACCGCCAAGGCCGAGCAUCCGACAAGUCGAUCGGGCCACUGGAGAUCAAGAUUGUUGAGGCUGGGACUUUUGACAAGCUGAUGGACUAUGCCAUAAGUUUGGGAGCUUCCAUUAACCAAUACAAGACCCCAAGGUGUGUCAAGUUUGCACCCAUUGUUGAGCUCUUGAACUCUAGGGUGGUGGAAACCUACUUCAGUCCCAAAUGCCCCAAAUGGGUCCCUGGCCAUAAGCAAUGGUGCAAAAACCAAGAUUGAAACUAGCAAGAGGGAAAGUGUUUCAGAGGAAGAAGAGAAGAAGAAAUGACUGCAAUUUGGACUCGAUAAUUGAUCAUGUUAGGGAAGAGUAACAAAUACCCAUUUUAGGUUAACCUUAUGGUUUAUGUUCAAUCACCAUCCUUUUUUCGUUUAACUAUGUUCUGUGUAGACUUUUAAAUUAGCACCAUCAUGUAUAAAGUCUAGUUCAUGUUUCAUGGAAGGAAGCUCCUU